Messenger RNA from Sinocyclocheilus rhinocerous, 436 nucleotides. Its product is annotated as Na(+)/H(+) exchange regulatory cofactor NHE-RF3-like. The annotation marks the transcript as partial. The transcript is spliced from 2 exons. Gene Ontology annotation, biological process: protein localization to plasma membrane. Gene Ontology annotation, cellular component: apical plasma membrane. NCBI's taxonomy places the organism in Eukaryota, Metazoa, Chordata, Actinopteri, Cypriniformes, Cyprinidae. Gene Ontology annotation, molecular function: protein-membrane adaptor activity; signaling receptor binding. The record is from RefSeq and is a predicted model, not a curated record.
AUGGCUGGGCCAAAACCACGUAUCAUUACUCUGACCAAGCGAGAGGGUCAGGGCUAUGGCUUCUACCUUCGAGUGGAGCACGGCGAGGAGGGUCACCUGAUCCGAGCCCUGGAGAUGGGCGGCAUGGCUGAACUGGCCGGUCUGAAGGACGGAGACCGCAUAGUCAGAGUCAAUGGAACUUUUGUGGACAUUUUGGAGCACAGCCAGGUUGCAGAUUUGGUGAGAAAGAGUGGGAUGAGCGUCACAUUGCAUGUCCUUGGAGAAGAGGCAUAUAAGACUGCCAAAGCCAACGGUGUGAAUCUUGCUGACACUCAGUCCCAGUCAGGUCAGAGCCAGCCCACCAUGAAUGGAGUGUCUGCACCAGCACCUAAAGCCAAGCUUUGUUAUCUGCAAAAAUCCAGCAGUGGAUUUGGUUUCUCUUUAAAGUCCACCAAAG